UGAACGUCCAUGACAUUUCGUAAGCUUUUACAAAGUGUUAAACUACCAAUUAUACAAGCGCCUAUGGCUGGUGUGAAUACACCGCAGAUGGCUAUAAGUGCCUGCAAUAGUGGCAUUGUUGGCAGUAUUGGUUGUGGGAUGAUGGAGCCGGCUUCUAUCAAGGGUUCCAUAGAAAAGAUCAGAAAUGGCACAGAAAAGCCCUUCAAUAUAAACCUAUUCAUAGUAGAUAAUUUGGAUGGCUACCAACCAGACAGAGUAGCAAUAAAAUGGCUUGAUGACGUAUAUGCUGAGCGAGGACUCGAGCUACCAAAUCCUAGUAAAUUCGCCCCAAAGUUUGAAGAUCAGUUCGCUGUGCUUCUUGAGCAAGCUCCACCAAUAGCCUCAUUCGCUUUUGGUAUUCUCGACGGGCCGCAAGUGAGAAAUUUACACGAUCGCAAAAUAGCUGUCGUUGGGGCUGCUACUAGUUUAGAAGAGGCUCUUCAGUGGGAGUCUGUGGGUGCUGAUGCCUGCGUUAUCCAAGGGAUCGAGGCUGGUGGCCAUAGGUGUUCCUUUAUCAAUACAGAUGAUCCAGGUCAACCAUUAUUAGAGCUUCUUGAAAGCGUAAGGAAUCAUCUAAAUAUACCCCUCAUUGCUGCCGGUGGGCUCAUGAAUGGUGGAGAUGUUCAAGCUGCACUAUCCGCUGGUGCUGAUUAUGCGCAACUUGGCACUGUCUUCUUAACGACAGACGAAUCACCAAUACCUCAGGCAUAUCGCGAUGCAUUAUAUUCUUCCAAAGGCGAGGAUACAACGCUCACAAAGGGAUUUUCGGGUCGUCUGGCACGUGGAAUACGUAAUAAGUUUAUCAAUCAAUCCUCACAUCAAUACAGCUUCCCUUAUCCAGUGCAGAACGCCUUCACACAACCACUACGCAAAGACGCAGCACAGAGAAACAGUUCGGAUGAUUUGUCUAUGUGGUCAGGUAAAGGUGUUGAAGCUGUGAAAGACUCACCCUCAAUCGAAUCACUCGUGACGAGACUUGAGGAGGAAUAUUAUGUAAAAUAACAUGAACGAACGAGAACUUUACACCCAUUAUGAUUGCUUAUUCCGCUUGAUUUCAAUUCGCUAGCAUUUGACUUGUUUCUCAGUUGAACAUUGUAGAAGGUCAGGUAAAAAGAUUGUUCCCGUAAUAUUAUUUAGAUUAUAAACCUCUAUAGAAUGAAUGAAAGCUCAGGGGUAUAUAGAGCUUUUCUAUCACAUCUUUGCCCAGUAUGCUAUGUAAUGAAAGUAAUGUGGGCGAUGAUAGUGCAAAAACUUAUUACAAGUAACAAGCGGGAAUUUUCUAAAUCUUGUACAUUGAUUUAGCUUCUUGAGUGGUCUUCAAGAGGCAUUAUAAACGAGAUAACUCAAUUG
Molecule: messenger RNA, 1389 nt
Organism: Wallemia mellicola CBS 633.66
Lineage: Eukaryota; Fungi; Basidiomycota; Wallemiomycetes; Wallemiales; Wallemiaceae
Product: reductase
Exons: 1
Coding region: 10-1041 (343 amino acids)
Molecular function (GO): nitronate monooxygenase activity
Source: RefSeq, a predicted model, not a curated record